Molecule: messenger RNA, 2154 nt
Organism: Protobothrops mucrosquamatus (brown spotted pit viper)
Lineage: Eukaryota; Metazoa; Chordata; Lepidosauria; Squamata; Viperidae
Gene: MYLK4
Product: myosin light chain kinase family member 4
Exons: 14
Coding region: 1-2127 (708 amino acids)
Biological process (GO): positive regulation of apoptotic process; protein phosphorylation; intracellular signal transduction
Cellular component (GO): cytoplasm; nucleus
Molecular function (GO): ATP binding; protein serine/threonine kinase activity
Source: RefSeq, a predicted model, not a curated record
AUGGCUACCGCCGGCAGAAAGAAGUCUUCUUUAUCAGUAGUAAAAUCCUUGGCCAAAAGGUUUGAUCCUAAUGCUUUACAGAAUCGGAAAAUGGAAGAAACUGGCAAGACACCACCUGCUGCCCCGUCAAAAACUUUAAUGAGCUCUGAUAGGAAGCUGGUAUGUGCAGACAUUAAAAAGAAGUUUUCUGAAAUGACGAAGAAUGGUGAACAACAUAAACAAAGAUUAGAAGGAGUUGAACGAGUGAUCCUGGAGGUUCAGCAACAUGUUGGUUCUUUGGAAGGGGAAUUAAAGACUUCUACAGUCACUGAUCCCAUAUGCAGGAAAGAAGCCCCUUAUAAGCUCCUUAGAGUUGGUGGCAAUUUGAAAAAAGAUAGGCUAGAAAGUUGUUUCAGAAUGCAGAUGUUCUCAGAAAAAAAGGAAACACUGUUCAGCAAAUGGAGUGAAAAGGAAAAGUCGUAUCUUACUGCAAAGGGAACAAAAUCUAUAAAAAAGAAAAAAAUGCCAGAUUCCUCAGAUGGCUCUGAUGAGAAGUCAGAAUUAUAUUCUCAUACGGAAAAGGUCCAUAAACUCAACAAAGAGAAUACAGAGAAGGCAAACACUUUUCUUGUUCGGAGAAAUUCCCUAAAAUCUCUUGAUUCUUAUGAGUCUAAAGUGUGUGCAGAGAGAAGUAAUAGUAACAGUUGGAAAAGUUCUCUUCAGAAGCCCUCAGGAAAGAGCCCAGUGGAGGUGAAUGCAAAUGAAGCCAAUCAAAGUCAGAAUAACCCAGAUACAGAAGGUGAUGCUUUAGGACUUGUGAAGAAGCAUGAUGGAUCUAUAGAAAGUCCAGAGAAUGUGGGAGAAGAUGAUAAAAGAAAAGAUAUUCCCAGGGAUGAAAAAGCAGAAGUACCAGAAAAAAUAUCUCAAAGAAAAAAAUCAAUAGAAGAUCCAGAUAUCAAGCAUAAAGAAAAUGAAAAAGCUUUAUUUCUUCUGAAAGAUGAGCAAACCCUCAGCAGCAAGCGUCGUGUGAAUGAGGGAAGUUUCCCCAAAGACAUCAACAAAAAGAGCAGAGUGGAUGUAGCAAAGGCCAGUGGUGGACUUAAACCAAAAGAAGCAGCUAAGCCAAAAACAACAGAACUUGCCUUACCUGGAAAAACAAUCCCAUCUAAAUCAACAGUUGCCAACAAGAACAAAAUGAAGCAAGACGCUUCAAAGGGGGAUGCUUUUAUAAUUGGUACAACUCAGCCAACGCCUGCUCCUUUUGAUCACAGGAUCAUCAAAGCAAAAAGAGCUGGGAUUGGUAGCUUCUAUCACAUCUUCAAGAAUGAAGUUUUGGGAGGUGGACGGUUUGGUCAGGUGCAUAAAUGUGAAGAAAAAGAGACAGGUCUCAAAUUAGCAGCCAAAACUAUAAAAGCCAGGAGUGUAAAGGAAAAGGAUGAAGUGAAAAAUGAGAUAAAUAUAAUGAAUCAAUUGACCCACAUGAACAUCAUUCAGCUGUAUGAUGCUUUUGAAUCAAAAAAUGAUCUUGUCCUUAUUAUGGAAUAUGUGGAAGGAGGAGAACUGUUUGAUCGGAUUCUUGAUGACAACUCCAACUUGACAGAGAUGGAAGCCAUCUUAUUCAUAAAACAAAUCUGUGAAGGGAUUCAAUACAUGCAUCAAAUGUAUAUUCUCCAUUUGGACUUGAAGCCUGAGAAUAUCUUGUGUGUGAAUCGAAAGGCAUUUCAAAUAAAGAUUAUUGACUUUGGGCUGGCAAGAAGAUAUCAACCAAGGGAAAAACUUAAGAUCAACUUUGGCACUCCAGAAUUUCUUGCUCCUGAAGUUGUGAACUAUGAUUUUGUUUCUUUUCCUACUGAUAUGUGGAGCAUUGGUGUCAUGGCCUACAUGUUGAUUACUGGAUUAUCUCCUUUUCUGGGUGAUGAUGAUAAUGAGACUUUGAAUAACAUCCUGGCUUGUAGGUGGGACUUUGAAGAUGAAGAAUUUGAAAAUGUGUCUGAAGAAGCCAAAGAUUUCAUCUCUAAGCUUCUUAUCAAAGAAAAAUGCUGGAGAAUUAGUGCAGGUGCAGCUUUAAAACAUCCUUGGUUGUCCAGUCAAACACUCCAUUGCAAACUGGAAGCUAAGAAGAAGAGCAAAUGUUCUUCUCCAUCUUAAGCACCUGGGGCUCCAUAACAUCUCUCA